This is a messenger RNA of Phytophthora nicotianae INRA-310, 1415 nucleotides long. RefSeq lists its product as hypothetical. Gene Ontology annotation, biological process: Golgi organization; intracellular protein transport; endoplasmic reticulum to Golgi vesicle-mediated transport. NCBI's taxonomy places the organism in Eukaryota, Oomycota, Peronosporomycetes, Peronosporales, Peronosporaceae. Bases 114 to 1013 code for a protein of 299 amino acids. Gene Ontology annotation, cellular component: endoplasmic reticulum; endoplasmic reticulum-Golgi intermediate compartment; COPII-coated ER to Golgi transport vesicle. The record is from RefSeq and is a predicted model, not a curated record. The transcript has 4 exons.
CUACGAUCUGACACACUUACGUUGCGGAGAGCCAAAUCACUCCUCAAUCGACGUCUACCUAGUGCUCUUCCCCGCUCCAAAGCUCGCUGUGACUCGACCUCCCACAUAGAACCAUGCGCGGCUUCCUCUCACUGGCAGUGACUCUGCUGCUGUGCGUUUGUUUGUUGCCGAACGCCCACGCGUCGCGCUUUCAGUUCACGCUGACAUCUCGUAGUGAGGAAUGUUUUAUGGAAGCGGUGAACGCUCGCGCCUCCAACAACAAAGUGCUCUUCCGCUUCGGUAUCCUCGAACCCAAGAGCUACGAUCUUGUCGACGUGGUGGUAAAGAACCCGUCACAGCGCGAGGUGAUGGCGUGGAAGGCUGAACAGAACAAUUUCGGCAGCGCAACUGUGCGUGAGAGCGGGUUGUAUCACUUGUGCUUCCGCAAGCUCAAGGGCGCGUCGUCCACGAUCACGCUCUUCUACUCCUUCGACUUCAUUUCGACGGGUGCUCGGAGCUUGACGCUGGUGCCCAAUGUGGCGGCCACGGUCAGUAAGGACGCUCCUACAGUCCCGGCCUACACGCAGAUGGCUGUGACUACAGUGAACGCCCAGGCUACCAAGAUGGGAGUUAUGGAGUUCGACCUGGUCGGCGUUUCACGUAGUAUUAUUCGUGGGAAUACGCGCGUGAAGCUCGUGUUAACAGUGGACAGCAUCACGGAUGGAGAGCAGGUGGAUAUCGCUCUUGCACUGCUGCCCAACCGAAUGCGAUACCCGGUCACUUGGGAGACGCUGGAGGGCUACGCCACGGGCGGAUACCGGGACCAUAUCAUUGAUAAUGCCGUGACAGAGCUGGGAAGUCAUGUUGCGUUUGAUAUCACUGAGAUCUUCGAAGACAAGCUGGACGGCAAGACCGAGACGGUUGCCUUCUCGAUCCAUGCGCACGGAAACGGUGACGCUAUCGUGUUUGGCGUCCACCACGUAGCAGAGGAUUACUUCCCGCAGAUCGUUGUUGAAGGUGCGCUUUUGUUUUGAGCGUUUUUGAAAGUAGAACUAAUUAUUGUGUGGAUACGUUUGACAGACCUCGGCUUGGAUCUGAUGCAUGAAGUCGCGUUCUUUAAGGAGUCGGUCUUCACUCUCCGUGGUGACAUUUCGUUCGUCAAGCACCGAGAACGAUUGAGUCGUGAUGCUGCGGAGAGCGCGAAUUCCCGUGUGAAGUGGAUGUCCUUGAUCACCAACAUCGUACUCGUGGGCAUUGCGUUUGGUCAGGUUAUCUACAUCCGCAGUAUGCUUGAGAGCGGUUAUUAAAAAUCGCACAAGCUAGAUUCGACAUGGAAUCGAUAUGGAAUCGUAUUGUGAUGAAUGAGGGACAAGCUAAGGCUGAAAUGCACUUCGUUGCUGUCUGAGAAAUAGAGAAACCUGUCCUGAUAUCUAGCA